Messenger RNA from Ostertagia ostertagi, 303 nucleotides. Lineage: Eukaryota; Metazoa; Nematoda; Chromadorea; Rhabditida; Trichostrongylidae. The record is from the annotation of a GenBank genome assembly.
AUGGUUGAAGUCCCAGUCCACGAUCAAAAUAUGAGUAAGCUCAAAACCAUUAUUCACCGGAAUAAUGACGUUACAGCUGCCACUCUGCCACAUCACGGUGAUCGGGCAGCAUGCUCACGUAUCGACGGUUGUGCUCCUAUUUCGGUUUUCGACGGCAUGAACGGAAAUGUGAGAUUCAGUUUUAAUUUCUCGUUUUGUUGCUGUCACACUCCGAACUGCAACAAGGCGUUGGAUGGCGAGUUGGAAUCGAUCUACGCGGAAACUCGAAGAAAGAAAGACGUUACGGCGUCAUCCUCGUCACGC